AUCUAUAUAAGAAAGAACACUAGGGACUUACUUUUGAAGUAGCUGGACAUCGCUCUUCAAGAUAGCCAUUUCCUUAGAAUUCCGAUAUAUCCGAAUCUCAGGUGCCGGUGGCAGUAGUGAUGGCAAGGGCAAAGAGGAGAGCGGUGGCGGAUGUGAUGUGGACGAUGUUGUUGAUGGAGAUGAUGGGGUUGAGCGGGUUGUUCAGGUUUGGGAUAGGAGCCGAUGCGCUGGGGAUGGACUACUAUUUCAUGACCUGCCCCUUCGCCGAGCAGAUCGUCAUGAACACCGUCACCUCCGCCCUUCAGUCCGACCCUACUCUAGCAGCUGGCCUCCUCCGCAUGCAUUUCCAUGACUGCUUCAUUCAGGGAUGUGAUGGGUCAGUGUUGCUAGAUUCGACCAAGGACAACACCGCGGAGAAAGACUCGCCUGCGAAUUUGAGCUUGAGAGGGUACAAAGUGAUCGACGAUGCGAAAGAGCAGAUCGAACAGCAAUGCCCGGGUGUUGUCUCCUGCGCCGAUAUCUUGGCCAUUGCCGCCAGAGAUGCAGUGUUUUGGGCGGGAGGUCCAAGAUACGACAUACCAAAAGGGCGGAAGGACGGAACGAGAUCAAGGAUAGAGGACACCAGAAACCUCCCCGCCCCCACCUUCAACGCCUCUGAACUCAUCCGCAUGUUCGGACAGCACGGCUUCUCCGCCCAGGAGAUGGUCGCUUUGUCCGGUGCACACACGUUGGGAGUGGCGAGGUGCUCAUCGUUCAAGCAAAGGCUGAGCAACUCAGACCCGACCCUCGACCCCGGCUUUGCCCGGACGCUGUCCAAGACGUGCAGUGCAGGGGACACCACGGAGCAGCCCUUCGACGCCACCCGGAACACCUUUGACAACGCCUACUACUUCGCCCUUGCCAACAGGGCAGGCGUGCUGACGUCGGACCAGACCCUGUUCGCCAGCACCCAGACCAGAGGGACGGUGAGCAGGUACGCCAUGAACCAGGCCAUGUUCUUCUUCGACUUCCAGCAGGCCAUGCGCAAGAUGAGCCUGCUCGACGUCAAGGAUGGUUCCAACGGCGAGGUCCGUCUCAACUGUCGCAAAAUCAACUGAUCCAUUCCCCGUUCCUUGUGAGGCUUUGAUUUUGCCCGGAGACAUGGAAGACGGACACGACUUGCUCAUCCUAUGUAGCAUCUAGUGUAGUUCAUGCUGCCCGAUCCAUGGCUGUAACUUUUUGUAAGAUCAUGUAUUGUUGUGUUGUCCCAAAUGUUACGAACACGGGUGCUUGUUAGUUUGAUUUUUGUGUAAUUAAUGAAAUAAAAUGAUGUCUAGUGUGAGAUGAGAUUAUGAUUAUGGGUGCUUGUAAAUUGCAUCCAUGUGUCAUAUUUCAAUGAUAUCGUACUGAUUGACAGAUUAAUUUUUUUAA
Molecule: messenger RNA, 1410 nt
Organism: Syzygium oleosum
Lineage: Eukaryota; Viridiplantae; Streptophyta; Magnoliopsida; Myrtales; Myrtaceae
Product: peroxidase 47
Exons: 4
Coding region: 120-1097 (325 amino acids)
Biological process (GO): response to oxidative stress; hydrogen peroxide catabolic process
Molecular function (GO): peroxidase activity; heme binding
Source: RefSeq, a predicted model, not a curated record